ACAGUGACGACGACCGAACUUUGUCCGCUCACCACUUGUCAGUCCACAUCUGCGAGUGUAGCGGUGGGUCGUUGGAAGUUUUUUUUGGUUUUUACUUUUUUUAAUUCUACUCAGUGCGAACUUAGCUUAAGUUACUUGAGCUUUUGUCAGCUAUGGCGUUUGCGGGUCGUAACGAGCACGUUUUAAGCGACUCGGAUCGUCUGAAGAUGCGCUCUGAACACACCGUGAAGAAACCUACCUGAUCACCGACAGUACUUAGGUACGGCAAUCGAUGGACGUCAAAGUGAUACACGCCAGUCCGAACGGAACACUGUUGAUACUGCCGGACGUCGAUUCGUCGUCCAGACCGCCGUUCGCCUUGUCCGCCGUGUACCUAACACUGUCUUCCGUGGCCAUAGUGUCCAACAUAAUGGUACUUAGCGGCAUAUUGACCAGCGACCGGCUGCGGACGCCGUACGCGGUACUGGUGUCCGCACUGUGUCUGCAGUGCGCGCUGGACAGCGCCGUCGGCCACUACCUGGUCACCAAAGACCUGUUGUCGCAGGACAAAACAACGCCGGGAGUGAUGACGGCGUCGUCGUUCUCCGACAACGUGGCCACCGUACAGUGUCGCGUCGUGGCCACCGUCACCGCGGCCUUGCCCAACGUCCAGCUGAUCACGUUCGCCGCACUUUCCUGUCUGAACGCGUUCGCCCGGCCGGACUACGUGUUGCCCGCACCAGCCGCCGCUGUCCUCUGGGCUGUUCCAUCCUUGUACACUUAUGUCAUACUCACCCCCACUCUGUUGCUGUCCACCAGAUACUUUCCACUCAGGGGUCGUUGCGGUUUCACUGGCAACUCGACCGGAUGGUUCUACCCCACGCUGUUGAUCGCCUUCGGCUUGGUGAUACCGUGGUCGGUGUCGUUUUACUUGGUGUUCGUUUCCCGACCGUCGACGGCUACCACGAGGGCCGCCAGAGGUUUGCUGGCUUCCGGCGACAACCCCAGGCCUGUCGCCGAGCUGAUGCCGCCGUGCAAACGGAUAUUGGCAGCGUACACCGCCCUGGUGAUGCCGGGAUACAUAUGGUCGUGCACUCACUUGUACAGGGACGACCCGGAGGGAAUUUUCCGGUCCGGCGGGAACGCGCACUGGGAAUACACGCUGGACGGCUAUCUGUGCCGGCUGUCCGUGGUGUUCGACGUGCUCGUGCCGUUCGUGUUGAUCAACUACCACAAGGUUUUCCGGAAGAAGUGCCGGGAUCUGUAUUUGCACGGUUUCAGGAACUCCGUUUCGGACGAUUCCAGUGUCCUGCGGAAGGCCCUGUCCGCCGGCCGCCGGCACGGCGAAGACCGUCUGACCGACGACGCUCCCGUGCUGUUCCUGGAAGAUUCGGGAGUGAUCAGCGUGAGAACGUCCAACGAGGACGGGUUCACCAUCAAAGCGUGUGACCUGGACGAGGACGGCAACACUAUGGACGGCAAAAGCAACGUGCGGUUCUCCAGGAGAGUCAGCGCAAUCCACAGGCCCGAACAACCGAAAAACGAAGAGUCCCGGUUUUGACCGACCACAUCGGGUGAUGUUAUCGAUUGUUAUCAAAUGCAGGGCUGGACCGCGAGGGUGACAGGCUGGGGCGCAAAAUAUUGAACAAGUAAGAGGGAAUGAGAGCAAAUUUUGACCCGAGAAUUAAAUUUCAAUUGAAAUAUGCAUUUUGCCAAGAGUGCGACCGUUGCUUGGCACGGCCCUGAUAAAAUAUUUUAGAUUUUGAGAGUGAUUCACGUGGAAUCGACACAAAUGCAAAUAACUUACAUUAAAUUAGAAACGAUUUGCAUAAAACAAAACAAUUUUGUAUUUUGUACAAUUUGUAAUUUAUUGUGACUGAAUACUUUGUUGUGAAAUGGUAUGGACAAUCCUGAAUUGUGUAAUAUUAUGUGUUGUACAUAUAACUUCAAUAAUAUGAUGUUUUCCAAAUUCUUGUAUUUACCAUUCCUGAACUAUAUGAAUCAAAAACAUUUUACUAAAGUCAAAAGUGUA
Molecule: messenger RNA, 2011 nt
Organism: Adelges cooleyi (spruce gall adelgid)
Lineage: Eukaryota; Metazoa; Arthropoda; Insecta; Hemiptera; Adelgidae
Exons: 3
Coding region: 272-1540 (422 amino acids)
Source: RefSeq, a predicted model, not a curated record